Molecule: messenger RNA, 5690 nt
Organism: Neodiprion fabricii
Lineage: Eukaryota; Metazoa; Arthropoda; Insecta; Hymenoptera; Diprionidae
Gene: Naus
Product: CTTNBP2 N-terminal-like protein
Exons: 7
Coding region: 665-2455 (596 amino acids)
Source: RefSeq, a predicted model, not a curated record
CGUUGUUUCACAUCAAGUGCUGAUACGGGGAAUCGAUGAAUCGUUUUCCACCGCCGGAAGCGAUAGGUUGAUUCUAUGAAGAUUCACGGUGGUAACUCGAUAAUCGCAAAUAUCGUUUGCUUUGUGGUUGUCGGUUGAUUUGUCACCGAAGGUAGAGAUUCUUGAUUCUCCCCUCGGUUAUUAUAUUGUACUCACCAACUCCGUGGUCCCGGGAUCGGAGGAGAUUGAUUUGUACCUCGAAAACGGCCCGGUCGUCGAGUAAGAGAGUAUCGGACGGGUGUUAAAACGUGACCCCGAGUUUAUCGCGCGGAGCCGGGAUGAUAUGCUCGGAGUAUUUGCCCGUUGGCUCGGGGCUGCGUUGCCCUCGGAUUAGAGGACGUCUGCUCGAUUUCUUCUAAAUUAAAACCAACUACCGACUAGCAUUUGACACGCAUCCCGCUCGCCGUAGCCGGCAAAUAACGCGAGAUUGUCUUUUGUCUUUAACUGGUGUAGAAAGGAACGGCAGGCAGCCGUUUUUCGCCGCUUUUUAAACUGCCGAAACAACUGCCGUCAGAGGCAUUCUGCUGAUCUAUCACAGUCAGACGUUAAGAAAGAAUUAAAAUAAAAACAUCGCGUUAACCUCAUACCACCGCACCACGCGUUUAUUUGACAACGAAAACCCAAGAUGGCAUCGCAAAGUCAAAAUUCUGUCAACGUAAAUCCGCCCGCUAACGGACAAUCCGCAUCACCCGAUAUAUCCGCUCCAAAAUCGUCUCAACCCACCCAGGAAACAAUGCAGCAACAGCAACAGCAAGAACAGCAUCAGCAGCAGACAAAUAAUUUUGAACCAAUUGACAAGAGUUCAUCGAACACCCUUAAGCGUAACCCUAAGAUGAAACUGAAGAAGAAAGAUCUGCUAAAACUUCUCGGAUACUUGGAAGGAGAAUUGCAAGCACGAGACAUCGUCAUAGCAGCUUUAAAAUCAGAGAAAAUGAAGCAUCUGUUGAACUCGCGUUACCUCUGCGGUACAAACGAUGCUCAGGCUGCUUUGGCAAGGGAUGACGCCGUUUUGGGUGGUGUGAUAGUCGCGGAUAAGAAGCAAGUUGAUCAGCAAGUCGCAAGUCUGGAAGCAUUGGUAAUGCAGCAAAGACGGACGCAGUGUCGUAUGGCAAAAGUUCUCAAGGAUGCAGAGAUAAGGCAUAGAGCGGUAAUCAAGGAGUUGGAAGAAGAGAAGCGAAAACACGAGCACGACACGGCUCAAGGUGACGACAUAACGUACGGUCUUGAAAAGGAGAGAACACGACUUAAAAAGGAGCUCGAGGUUGAGAAACAGGAGAAAAAACGAAUCGAGCUUGAGCUUAAAAAAGCCAACGAUACACUGGAAGAGGAGAAAAAUCGGCAAAAGCAAAUCGUCUUGCUUCUGUUAGCAGAGAGAAAGAAGAUAAUAAUGAAGUACAUAGAGGAACGCAAGAGGUCCGAGGAUCUGGCCCAGAUUUUGAGCGAGGAAAAGGUGCGGAUAGAUUCCAUGGCCGAGGGGCUGGAAGAGGAAAGCAAAAAGUCUUUGCAGAUGGAGGCCGAGCUUGAAAAGCAACUGGCGCAGUUUGACAUGGAGAGGCAACAGUACAGGCAAGCAAUAAUCAAAGAAGAGAAACGGGCCAAAGAGCUUGAGGCAGAAAUAGAAAAACUGAAAGCUGAAAUGGAGACGUGGAAGGACACUCAGAGUCGAACCGGACCCGCUAGGGUAGUCGGUGUGGCCCCACCACCUCCACCCGCGAAACCUGCUAAUUUAGCCACAAUGCCAACCAUGAGGACUGCGACUGCCCCGCAAACGCUGAAAGGCACGGUUCUGGGAACAGGAACACCUAUGGUGAGCAGUAAAGUCGUUCAGCCAACAGCUACCGUAUCUAGCGUUCCAGUAAGCGGACCCACAACGGGAUUUGCUCGAUCUGUGACGCCAGGGCAAGCUUUGAGGAACGUCGCUUAUACUGCACCACCACCACCAUCAACAGGAACUGGUGAGACUUCCAUGCCAACGGAGCCACAGGCACUAGAAAAACGGCCGAUCGCCGCGGUGUCGUCGGCAGGUCCGACGAACGCCACAAAACUCGCAGCGGUUGGACAAAGCGGUGCAAAGCUUCCUUACCACGGGUCAACAGGUUCGCCUCAAAUACCCGGAUUACCCCUGGCUAAAAAGCCGUCGAUAUCUCGAGGAGUCCCACCGCCAGUACCACCCAACAAACCUGUCGUGCCGCCAAAGAAAGAAGCAGCAUACCUAAGGCGAACAGAAACAGCUCAGCUCCCUCAAGACUCCUCAAAGUUUGCCAAACAAAACACUUCCCAUCCAGCUACAUCAGCCGCCUCUGUUCUGUCCCCAAGCACCAUCUCCACCUCUUCCACGCAGCCCUCGCAUCAAACUGUCACUUCCUCGAGUCAUGCGGUAGAAGAUGAGGUCGGUAUUAUUACGAAUCCACGUUGACGUGAUUUAAGUAAAGUAGAAAGGAAAUAGAAAGUUAUAAAAAUUCAAAUCAAUACCGUAUAGAAGCAUUUCUCUCAUAAUCAUACGAAAAGAGUGUAAAAUUUUAGAUAAUUUAUCAAAAACGAGUUCAUACUUGGUGGACUUACUAUUUCUUCUACUUCUAUUCAAUUUCAGAGCACUCCUCGCUGAUAUAAGAAUCGGGACGAAGAUCCGUUAUCUUGCUAAGAAGAAAAAAAGUGUCUCCAGUCACGCAAAUGCAUAUGUAUAUACAGUAAUAUCGUAUAUAUACACAUAUAUACUGUGAUACACAUGUAUAUAGAUAGUAAAUAGUAUUUUAUAAGAGUUCAAUAGAGCGAUGCGAGACAAUUACGGGGAAAGAGUGUGAGAGAUGGUACUCAUUUAGGAUGUACAAAAUUCGUCUCAGGAGUCGCACACAUUCGUCAGUUACUUAUUUUAAUUAUUGCCAAUAACAUUAUUAUUAUAACAAUUGCAUUAAACAGUUUGUAUAUUGUUAGAUUAGACUAGCUAGUCAAACUAGCUAAUGUUCCAAGAUUUUCUCCUGAAACUCAAAACCGACGAUACUUUUAAAUCGUUAGUAUUAUUUCAGGCGCAAUACUUCUUUAGAUAAAUUAAUCCGAGUAAAUGCCCGAUGAUUCUUAGUUCAAUUCUCUGUUGUUGGAGUAGACUGUGUUACAUUAUUAAAUUUAACUAAAUAAAUAAAUAAUAAUAAUAAUGAUAAUAGGUGAACUCUCGACGAGGAAAGAUAAGAGAAUUGUAAUAUGUACUAUACGACGAUCAGUAUAUAAAACCCGAUACUCGUAAAGAUUUGGAGCCAGGAUUAGCUACUGUCACUGCCUCGGGGAGAUUGACUUUUACAAAACUAAAGAUUUCAUGCGACAUGCAGAUGCUACGAGAAAAGUUACUACCUACAUGUACUAGGUAUACAAAUAACUAGUUAAUUGAAGGCAGCUUGCUAAGUCAAGGAGUGAAAAUAUUUUCAAGAAUAAAUGAAUUCUCAUAAACUAACCGAGCAAUGAUUAGUUUAUGUCGGACGUAAAACGACUCGUUGCAAAAUUCUAUGUCACAGAUAACGUGGAAUGUGUAAUUGAAUUAUAUUAUCUCUGUUGGUUCUGUAAGUCCUUUGUGAUAUCGGUUUUUGUAACGUCCUAUGUAAACGUUUACCUAUACUAAACAGAUACAUACACCUAUGUAUAUACACUAUACAUAUAUACAUGGAUGAAUUGCGAGUAGGCGUGUCUCUUUAACAAUAAGAUGAGGUUUUCUUUACAAUGUCUGAACAAAGAAUUUCACAGAUAUUAUCGGUACCUUGCGUUUAUUCAUUAUUAUCGUAUCAUAUGUUAUACCUAUACAAUAUAUAUAAAUGCGCUUUCUAAUUAAUUAUAACUUAAGGUACUUACCAAGUAUGCGCAAGAAAAAUUACAACUCGCCUCAGAAAAUCGAUAAUGCUGAUUUAUUUGUUGAUCUAUUUUCUUCAGGAAAAAAGCAAGUAACUUAAGUCUAAUAUGAUAAUGAUGAUAAUAAUAAUAACAACAACAACAACAAUAAUAAUGAUAAUAAUACUGGCUGAAGAUGUCAAGUCUCAAACGGAAACUUUUCUACAAGAUAAAAAGGAGACAUCGAUGACCAAUUACUUAUGUUUCUGAUUCAGUUGAGCUGGAAUUCCUGCUUCGAUUCGUGUAUUAUUUGGCAACAAAAAAAAAAAAAGUUACGACCACCUUUACCAUUAUAGCGGCAACUAUUCUGAUGUUACUGAAUUUUGUUUCUCAUGCGAGUCUUCCAGACAUAUUUUCCCCAAGAUAUAUUGUUCCGAAUUAUUGGAAUUCGUAAAAUCUAUCUAAUCUGAGUUUCGUUUCACUGUUUGAAGCCGCGAAAUAGAUUUACUUCAUGUUAUUCGAAAAUAUCUUUCCUUCGAGUUUCAGUUUCGAAAUUCUCAAUAACGAUUGAUUAAACGUCAUACAAAUGCUUGCAAUUUGUGAUUUUCUUAAAAUUGUUGUACAUAAUUUAUAGCAAACUGAUUAAGAAGUCAACGAUUAGCCGAUAGACUUUUUUUUGUUUUAUAAACUUGUAAAUAAUACUAUAAUAAUAUUUUAUAGCGCUAUAUACAAAUAAAUAUUUGCGCUUAUCUUGAGUUAUAAAGAUUUUGGGUAGUAUUUAUAAUAGAUCUGUGAUUGUAAUACUUUUUUAACUCUACCAUAUUAUUUAUAUUAUUGCCAACUAUGCGUGGCGCGGUAUAUUGAAAAAUUGUGGUUUUUGGAUCAGUUUGCUUACGGAUUUCAAUUAGUAGAUAAACCCUAGCCAUAGUUUAUACUUGACUUGCGAAUACCGUAUAAUCAGUAUGAGUAUACAUAAAAAUUGUAGUUUGUAUACGUUGUGUACAUACAUACCCAGAGUAUUGUGAUUCCCUGAAGUAAGAUACUCGUGUGUGGUUCAACAAUAACGUCACCUGCAAAGAGCGUCGUGUAGAAAAAUGUAUUUACCUAAAUAUGUAUGCGUGUAGUUCAUUUUCCAGUGUCAUGCGAUUACAGUAAAGUAAAUUAAAAUCAAGAAAGGUUUUCAUGCGAGAGAAUAUGAAUGUAAAUAUAUAAAGAAAAAUAUAUAAACGUAGUUGUAUUGAUCGAUGUAGCAACAAGUAAUAUGAUAAUGACGAUGAUACGUGAAAGAAGAAACAAAAAAGGAUGUAAUUUGCAAUUACCAUCAACAACAUCGAUCACAAUGACUUUACUUUAGACAUACACAAAGUUUACCACAAAAUUUUCAUAUAAUUUACUUUACACAAUUUCCUUAAAACGUACGACUGACUGCUUCACAAUCAUGCUAUGGUUAACACAAUACCCCGAAAUGAAAAUUUUUCAAUAAUACUAUUGUUAUCAUCCUGAUAAGACUUUCAUAAAAAAAAAAAAAAAAAAAAAAAAAAAGGAAUACUUAUAAAUAUGAUAUACAUUGUACAGCAGCCAUGCUUAUUGCAUAGCGUAAAACUGUUUGAGCAUUUCGAAAAUCCUAAGUUUCAACCUGUACAAUAUUUUUAAUACAACAAAAAUGAUGAUACGCUGUUAAUAUAAUAUGUAAGCUACAUAUUUAUUUAUACGUCGGCUAUCCGUCUAACCGCGUGUAUAAAUAUCCCUGCGUACUCGAAAUGAAAAUGAUCAUAACUUAUUCUCUUCUAGCAAACAAAAUUGUACUUAACGUAAAAUGUAAAAUAAAAUAUCUGUGUGUA